Zasmidium cellare ATCC 36951 is the source of this 1515-nucleotide messenger RNA. RefSeq lists its product as uncharacterized. The coding region runs from base 1 to 1515 and encodes 504 amino acids. The transcript has 4 exons. Gene Ontology annotation, cellular component: RNA polymerase II transcription regulator complex. NCBI's taxonomy places the organism in Eukaryota, Fungi, Ascomycota, Dothideomycetes, Mycosphaerellales, Mycosphaerellaceae. Gene Ontology annotation, biological process: positive regulation of transcription by RNA polymerase II. Gene Ontology annotation, molecular function: DNA-binding transcription factor activity; protein dimerization activity. The record is from RefSeq and is a predicted model, not a curated record.
AUGGCGUCCCAUCCUACCGCCCAGCAACAGCAACAGCAGGCUCACCUGCCCUCCAUCAGCAGCCUCACCAAUGGCUUGCCGCCGUCCGCUCCCAUCUCGCCCGACCAGCAAUCCGCCACUGACUCAACGCGAGACUCUGGCACCUGGCCGCAGCCGCACAACAGCAAGCACAACUCAGCCAACAGCGGGCUGCAAGUGCACACGUUGUUGAACCCUGACGAUUCGCCUUCUAGACACUCAGUACCAAGCACACCGCAGUCUGCCCGAGUCCCCAACUCUGCUCAAUCUGCUGGUAGCGCUCUGCCGUCCAUCAACCAAGGCUUCCAGGACGGAUCUAACCGGGACAGCUACAACAGCCUGGGACGCGAACUCAACCGCGACAGCAGCUACAGCGCAAGUAGCUACAACCGCGACAGCCUAGGACGCGAACUCAACCGAGACAGUAGAGACCUAGCUCCACAACUCGACUCGCGGCGGAGCAGCGUUGACAGUCGCAUGCACCAGGGCUUGAACAACCUCUACAUCAAUGGGCCAGCAUCGCCAUACGAAAGCGCAAACACAUCGCAGGUGUCAUUAGCUGCCAGUCUUCGUCGACCCAAUGGCCAAACUCCACUAUCACCGCUCAGCUCGCGAGCGGGUCCUCGACAGAACCAAGCACCUCGAAUCGCCCCUCCCAUCAUGCCAGUUGGACGAGGCCCUGGCGUUCCUGACCCUACUGCUGCAAAGCCAACCCAAGGUUUCGCAUGGGCUUUCCCAGACAGCGCGAUUCCAGAGGAGGAACGGCGAGGAUCAGAUAGCGGAGAGUCAAGUCUUGACCAAGGCAUCUCGAGACAGAACAGCUUUGCUGCAUCCUCGGUGCGCAGCAGCAUCUUCUCAACUGAUUCUCAGAUGCCCACCGGGCAGAGGAGGUUCGACGAAGACUCAGCCACUACCCACCAUCACACGAUGCAGCAUCGAACCAUUCAGAGCCUCCAGAAUGAAGGCCUCCCCGCGCAAGGGGUAGGCAAUUACAGCCGAACUCCAGAACUUCGCGUCAGCCACAAAUUAGCCGAGAGGAAGCGAAGGAGCGAGAUGAAGGAUCUGUUUGAAGAGCUCAACAAGGCAGUACCCUCGAAUGGUGGUACAAAGGCUAGCAAGUGGGAGAUACUCACGAAGGCCAUCGAAUAUAUCCGCAGCACCCAGCUUAACGAACGCAACCUUCACUCGGAAGUUCAACGCCUGCAAAGAGAUUCGGAUUACGGCCGCGAAGCGCACAAGGAGAAUGAAAUGCUCAAGACGGAGGUUCAGGUUAUGCACCAACAUCUGCGACGACUUGAUCCGCAGGCGCCCCAUGUCUAUGGCCACUUCACGUCCCAGCUCAGUCAACAACAAUCGCAAUCGCAGACGAACGGGGCGUCUGGCAUUUCACUGCCCCCACUCAACCCAGGACAGAGCAAUGGACAAGGACCAGCGCCUUUUGGCCAAGUUCCCGCAGCCGGAGCUAUGACGGGUGUUGAGUACGGCUACGGAAGAUAG